Diachasmimorpha longicaudata is the source of this 1309-nucleotide messenger RNA. RefSeq lists its product as uncharacterized. Bases 18 to 1229 code for a protein of 403 amino acids. Lineage: Eukaryota; Metazoa; Arthropoda; Insecta; Hymenoptera; Braconidae. The record is from RefSeq and is a predicted model, not a curated record. The transcript is spliced from 2 exons.
UACUAUUUUAUGAAAAAAUGAAGGGUGUAAAUUUAUUAUGGCUAAUACUUAUCGUAAUCAUCAGUUCAUAUCUUUCGAACAAGUGCGUCGGUGAUGAAUCCGCAGACUGUCAAGUCUUGAACGUUGUUUAUACUGGAAAGCAACCAGAGUGCAAUCGAUUCACUACCACCUUCGAAUCCUUCUUCCUCCUCGUUGAUGAAGAGUAUUGGAUGAGGGCAUCGAGAAAUUCAAAAUUCCAAGACAACAUCUCACUCUCGAUGUACCGCUACUACAUGGCUCAGCAUUUGUAUUCUAGACUAGUGGAAAUUCGAGUGUCGAAAAAUUUGGCUAAUCAUAAGGAGAAGGAGUAUUUCCUUCGUGUUCGAUCACUCGCACCCAUAGUGCCCCUCGCCAUCAUCAGCUACUUGAAUUCAAUAGGUGACGUGAUCCUGGUGGAAUAUGGCAAAUUUCUAAGCUAUGAAUUUCCCAUUUGGCCAAAUGAUGACGGUGACUUCGAGCGUGUGAGCAGCAAAAACCACUGGAAGUACAUGUCCUUCCCGGCACCAGUAGUGGUGGCACAGGCGAUUCAAGAGGAUUUAAUUAUGGAGAUGAAAGGUAGUACCAACUGGAACUUGAAAGCCCACCUGAUACCACCUUUUGAGGACGGCAAUCCAGGACUUCCAACUGCUAAUCUGCUGGGAUGGAAACCAGCUACUGUUCUGACCACUGAUCAACGUCAAAAACUACAUCUGAGUGGAAUCAAUCAGUACCAGUUCGAAGUGCUCAACUCGCAGUUUCAGCUCAACGCAAAACUCAUGAAGAUUAUUUACAAAUAUCUUUUAGCAAAUCCAAUCGCAACCGCUAACAUUACUGAGCAAUAUGAACCAAGAAAAUCGCCGAAUAUAGGGACUAAGGUACAGAUCGGCUGGCUAGAGCGUGUUGGAGACACUAAAUACCCGGGUGGGCGGACUAUUGCGUCCGUAGAGAGAACCAUGUUAGUGAGAAAGCCCUUAGAAUUAAUGGAAGAACGCUCCCAAAUUUUUUCGUUCAGAGUUAACAAAGUGGGAAGUGAUGAUUGGGCUAUUUAUGGCUGGAAUGACUAUAAUGACGUUCCUCAAAGUUGGAAAGAAACGAAAAAUUCGGUUUAUGAAUUCGCUAACUUUAAUCGAAAUAUUCUGUGUGAUACUACCGGACUGAUAGACUAUAGGGAUGGGGAUAGAGCUAAAUUUUUGGAAGAAUUAUAUUCUUGAGUAUUGAGUUAUUGAAAAAUCACCUCUUUCAUAUUAAGGAGAAAAAUGUCUCAAUAAAAUCAAUAUUUUUUCAAUACGAA